AUGUUCCUGAAACCUUUCAAGUUUGUCCUAGAUGCACAAGAAGAGAUUUCCCAUUCUCUUUUUGCAAUAAGCAUCACAGCAUGCAUCAGAACUCUGAUGGUGGAGAAUCUCUACGUCCCUGCAGUACUGGCGGUGGACACCUCCCACCUGCAGGAAGGGAGGUCUGUAAACUGGCAGGUGGGACCCUGCUACCAUGGAGGAAAGGGUUUUAUUCCAUCUUUGGUUAGGUCCAAGGUUGCUAAGGGGCUUGGUAAUACACCUGGCUUAAUAAUAGUGUAUUAA
Lipotes vexillifer (Yangtze River dolphin) is the source of this 282-nucleotide messenger RNA. NCBI's taxonomy places the organism in Eukaryota, Metazoa, Chordata, Mammalia, Artiodactyla, Lipotidae. The record is from RefSeq and is a predicted model, not a curated record.